Molecule: messenger RNA, 1575 nt
Organism: Erpetoichthys calabaricus (reedfish)
Lineage: Eukaryota; Metazoa; Chordata; Cladistia; Polypteriformes; Polypteridae
Gene: opn6a
Product: opsin 6, group member a
Exons: 6
Coding region: 259-1467 (402 amino acids)
Biological process (GO): G protein-coupled receptor signaling pathway
Cellular component (GO): membrane
Molecular function (GO): G protein-coupled receptor activity
Source: RefSeq, a predicted model, not a curated record
CUCCUGGUCUCCCAUCUGUCGCACCUCUUCAAUAAAUAAGAUUAUCGACUCCAGCGUCACGCUAACCUAAAUGGAGCACCGUAGGAUAUUUUAGUUAGAGAUUAGGGAAUAAGACGGGGUCAAGGUCUGUCUUCGAGUCAUUAAAGUCAGAAGGAGGAGGAGGAGAAGGACGCUCAUCACUGCGUUCUCAGAGAGGCUUUGGACUCAGAUCCAUCAAACUGUACAUGUGGUCGCAGCCAAAUCGAGAAGGAGACCAACAUGUCCCUGGCGAACCCUUUGCAACAGCCCAGAAUCCCGUGGAAAAACAACAGCUUUGCGCUGUUGAAUAAAGACCAGCCCAUAUCCGAGCAAGGAGAAACCAUCAUUGGAGCGUACCUCUUAACACUCGGAUGGCUGUCAUGGUUUGGCAAUAGCAUUGUGAUUUUUGUCCUCUACAAGCAGAGGGCAACUCUGCACCCCACAGACUACCUCACAUUCAACCUGGCUUUGUCAGAUGCAGGUAUUUCCGUGUUUGGAUAUUCUCGUGGCAUCCUUGAAGUCUUCAAUGUCUUUCAUGACGACGGCUUUAUUAUCACCUCCAUCUGGACCUGUCAGGUAGAUGGCUUCUUAACCCUGCUGUUUGGACUGGCCAGCAUCAACACCUUAACAGUCAUAAGUGUUAUUCGAUAUAUCAAAGGCUGUCAUCCCAACAGAGCGUAUUGUAUUGGCAACAGCAGCAUUGCAGUUUCACUUGGACUAAUCUGGGUAGCUGCCUUCUUCUGGUCUGGAGCUCCACUGUUUGGAUGGGGAAGUUACAGAGAUCGUGGAUAUGGAACCUGUGAAAUCGACUGGGCCAAAGCCACCUUUUCCACCAUCUACAAGUCCUACAUCGUGUCCAUCUUCAUCUGCUGUUUCUGCCUGCCAGUCACUGUGAUGAUCUUUUCCUAUGUGUCCAUUAUAAACAAAGUCAAGACCAGCCACGCCUUAGCAGCUGCGGGGGACCUUACUGAAAGACAGCGAAAGAUGGAGAGGGAUGUUAUGAGGGUGUCCAUUGUCAUCUGCACAGCUUUCAUUAUAGCCUGGUCUCCCUAUGCUGUCAUCUCUAUGUGGUCUGCCUGUGGCUUCCAUGUGCCUAACAUGACUAGCAUUUUCACCAGACUUUUUGCCAAGUCAGCCAGCUUUUAUAAUCCAAUCAUCUAUUUUGGCUUGAGCUCCAAGUUCCGCAGGGAUGUCAAUGCGCUACUUCCUUGUACCAAGGAGGGGAAGGAGAUGGUCAAGCUCAAACGCGUUAAGCACCUGAAGCCAAAGCCAGAGGCCAACCUCGCACGGCAGGAACGUAAAUAUGUUGAAAACGUGAAACAAGCACCCAGCCCAGAUUCAGGUGUUGGAAUUCCAUGCAACACGCCUCCUCCACAGAACCAAGAGGUCAUCUUCAUCCCACUACAAGCCACACAAGAAGCUCCAGAAUCAGAAUGUGAACGACUGUGAAAAUGUGCAGAGAAUGUCCUCCAGGGAGUGAGGGUCUGUAGAAUCUGCUGGGUGUUUGGUUCAGCGCUGCUAAGAAAUCAACUGAAUAAAAUCAUCAAAAAUAUUAAA